GUCGUUUAAUUGUUACGUACGCUACUGUUGGAGUCUAAAUGAAUCCACAUCCACCCUUCAUCUUUUUCAGCAAACCUGUACCAACUAAGCACGUCUGCUAUUUUUAUCAAGCUGGUUGUUGUAAAAAUGGGGACAAAUGCACUUUUGUACACCCCAAGGUUCGUUGUCGGACGUUUUCCGCAGACGGUUGGUGCCCUUACGGAUACAAUUGUCAUUUUUGGCAUGAUCCUUCUAUUAAGCCGGGCAUUAUCAGCAUGGUCAAAAAGCCUUGCCAAUUUUUUGCAAACAAUCAAUGUAAAUAUGGUGACAAGUGUAGUUUCUCCCAUGAUAUUGAUGUCCAAAACAAUAAUGGGAUUACGUUGGAAGAAUAUCGGGCAACAAAAAAGGUGACAAGCUUGUGUAAUAAUAUCCAAGCUCCGAAAUCAACUACUGAAACGUCAAACUGCAAACAUGUUGGUGGUCACUCUGAAUGUGAUUUUCUCAAAAUAUCACCAUCAGUUAUAAAAUCUAAACGAACUGAAACAUCCUUAGAUAAAAAUUUCAACAGUGUGAGACAACCCUUUAAGAAAUAUGCAUCUGUGAAUACAAUUGAUUUUCAAGCAGCUUCAAGAGAGGAAAUUUCUGUUUUGAAUCAUUCUGAGCUGGAAUGCCUGAAAAAGCACUUUCCUCCCGACAAGUUAUGUGAAAUAGAAUCAAAUGAGGACCACCAUAUGUUUUUUGUUAGAUUCUCUUCCACGGAUCCAGAUUGGGCCUAUGAUGUUCGUGAAAUAAUACUGAAUAUUUACAUCCCACAAAUGUAUCCCAAGGAACCACUUCGAAUUUCAGUGGUAAUGCAAGAAUACUUACCAGUUAUCUUGGUUGACCACUUAAAUAAAGCAAUCACUUCUUGGGUUAGAUGUAAGCACCAAUAUUUGGAACGAACGAAUCGUCUAGAGCUAUACUUACGACCUUUUCUUUUAUGGCUUGAUCGUAACUUGGAAGAAUUAUUCACUGAUGGAUUACGCAAAUAUAAAGCAUUUUUAGAAAAUGGAACACUGGAUUCAGAUUUAUUUCCUUUGUUAACUAAAAAUAGUGCCGAUGUUAUUUCUCGUUGCAAGUCAAAUAAUAUGGAUAAUGGCAGUAAUUUACCAUCAAGUUAUGAUAAUACAGUUGGUUUAACCCCUCCUGCUGUGAUCGACGGGGAGAUUUUAGGAGGUUUCAAAUCACUGAACCUUAAUUCAUGUUCUGACAGUAAUCCAUCAGUUGCCGAAGGUGAUAAAACCUCAUUGGAAAACAAAAUGCCUAUCAUGAAUAAAGCCUCCAAUAACAUUCCAUCCCAUUCAGAUGCAUCAUCAAAUGUAUCUAAUAUAUAUCACCUUACAAAAGAGAAUGAUUUUCAAACAAAUUCAUCAUUGGAUUAUGAUAGUAUGAUUGGUUUGAUUCCUCCUGUUAUACCGAGAUCGAAACCAAAAGAAAGCCACGGUGACGAUUAUAAUUCAUGUGAUGAGGAUCAAUCUUCAGUUAAAAGUGAUACUAGUGUGCAUUCACAAACCAGCGAAUCCGUUUUAGAAUCAGACAGCACAGAUGAUGAUGUUAAUGAUUCUAGUAGUAAGUGUGAAGAUUCCAAAACCUCGUACGAUGGCGAAUUGCAAGGACCAUGUGAAGAUCUCCAUGAUUCUCCACUAACUACCCGUGGUACACAGAAAUUGUUAAUGAGUGGUCUUAGGCUAUUGGGUAAAGCAGGAACAUACAUACAACGACGACUUUCUGUUUCUCUACAUUGCACGCGUUGUCGCUUGAAUUUCCAAUGGCUUUUCACGUUCCAUGGGGCGCAAAGUAUGAAUGAUUUUAAUGAUCCCAAUACAGCACAUAGGCUUCUACGUUCACUCCCACCACACACGGCUAAUUGUGCACGCUGCCAUCAAAAAUUCAGUCUACUUUUUCAGUCUAGUUUAGCUCAUGCAUUUGACAACAAUAUUGGAACUCUACAUUUAGAUGGUUGUAUUGCUGACGAUGUCCCGUCGAAACAGUCUGAUGGUAUUAUUUUGUGUACUGAAUGUUUCCAUUCAGUGCGAGUCACUGGACUUGAUUUCGGCUGUCCUCUUACACGACGCUGCUUUAAUUGUCACUCGCUAACUGGAUUAGAAUUUAACAAAUUUCAAUUAGAAUUAUUAAAACAACCAAGUUCCGAGAUUUCGAAAAACAGUUGUAGUACAAACCAAGAUUUAUCUUCUCAAAUCUCCCGAAGAAUGCGACGUACCAUGAAUUCAGCCCAGAAUGCGCUCAUUCAGGAUGGAUCACCCUUACCAGCUUAUGGCAGCUGUAAACAUUAUCGAAAAAGCUAUCGAUGGUUGAGGUUUCCCUGUUGUGGACGCCUAGAACCAUGUGAUGUUUGUCAUGAUAAUUCUGCUGUUGAUGGACACGAAAUGGAACUGGCUACUCGCAUGGUUUGUGGAUUUUGUUCCAAAGAACAACCAUUUUCUACUAGCAAACCAUGUAUUAGAUGCGGGAAGAUGCUAUCAGGAACUCGAUCUUCACAUUGGGAAGGUGGAAAAGGAUGUCGUAAUCAAGUGACAAUGUCUCGGAAAGAUUCAAGAAAAUAUUCUCAAGUCAACAAGGUUAUAUCUAAAAAGAAAACCAAGCGAAACAAAUGAUAAGUACCAAUUCUUACAAGAUUCACCUAUAAACAAAAAUUGUUUAAAAAUUUCCAUCAUAUUACAACAAAUACUUAGAGGAAUGGGAAUCAUUCUUCCUAACAAAUGGUUUUACAACUAAAAUUUAAACAAAUGCAACUAAAUUUCAAGAAAUUAGAGAAUACGAACAUAAAUUCUGAAAUAUUUGACUUACAUAUGAGCUAUCCUUCUGAAUUAUUAAUAUAAACUCAAAUCUACAGAACAUGAUGGCAAUUAAUAAAAUAUAUAUAUAUAUAUAUAUAUAUAUAUAUAUAUAUAUUUUUCAUUCACAAUGUUUAUGUUUUAAUAAAUAGCAACUGUUAUCUUCAGUACAUUGUUUUUAUACUAAAUUUUUUAUAUUAAGAAAACAAUCCUUAAAUUAUGAGUUUGGAAUUUUCCACUUUGUGAUGAACAUUUAUUUUAUUUUUCAUCCAUAUUUUAUUACUAGGUUCUUGAACAGUGUCAUCUUUCUGAAUGCUUUUUUUUAUUAUUUUUUUACACAGACAACUAAUCACGUUACUUUACUUUUGAUAUUUGUGUUUAGUGAGUAAUUUUUUCAAGUCUUUUCAUAAUGAUCCUGGUGAAUAGAUUUUAUUUGGAAGUGAUUGUCUUUCAACAGUCACAAAAUGAUUAUGAAAAAGAUUCUGUCCAUCUCCAAAGAUUUAAUUUAUGUCUUUAUGCCAAUGCAAUGAUUUGAUUGUUUAGUUUUUAUCAUUAAAUUAAUAUGACCUACUGAUAUGAUAACAUAUUUAAAACAAUACAUUCACAUAGAAAUUGUAUCAAGAACUACGUAUCAAAGUAUUCAAAUAUGUAAAACAUUAAUGCAGCCAAACAUAACCGUUAA
Molecule: messenger RNA, 3495 nt
Organism: Schistosoma turkestanicum
Lineage: Eukaryota; Metazoa; Platyhelminthes; Trematoda; Strigeidida; Schistosomatidae
Source: the annotation of a GenBank genome assembly